AUGAAGGAAGUCCUCCCCUCGUCCUCCCGGGCUUCCCGGCAUUCCGCCUACCUCAAGAAGCGUCCCUCCCCCCAUGGCGUUUCAAAGUCUCGCAAGCAAUCGUCCCCCGUAUACAUACCUCUGGGCAUGGUUCGGAAGACCCCGCGCGCUGUCAGGGCCGAGCUCCUGGCGCGAAGCCAGAAGCCCAUCCAGCUUGUAAUGAUGCGAAGGGAUGGCAUCUACUUGGAGGAAGAGUACCGCGAAGAGAUUCGUCGGUAUAUGCAUGAACAAGAGAGCUGCACGGCUGCGUCCAUGCAAUCAAUGGACCAGCAACCGGAGAUCAAGUGGCACAUGCGGCCCUGCCUGGUCGAUUUCCUCGUCGAAAUCCACUUCACGUUCCGCCUACGUCCGGAAACCCUAUACCUCACCCUCAAUAUCAUCGACCGCUACGUCUCGAGGCGCAUCGUGUAUGUUAAGCACUACCAGUUGGUUGGCUGCGCGGCGCUAUGGAUCGCGGCCAAAUUCGAGGACGCAAAGGAGCGUGUACCGUCGGUUACGGAUCUGGCCCACGUCUGCCAGGACACCUACGACGAGUCCGCCUUCAUCCAGAUGGAGCACCACGUUCUGUCGACAAUCCACUGGUCACUCGGUCACCCCACGGCCGAGGCUUGGCUCAGGCUCAUGUGCUGUGGUCCGUGCUUCGAAGACAUGAAAGUCCAACACGUCGCGCGGUUCCUCAUGGAGAUUACACUCUUCUAUCGGGAGUUCUGCGAGUGUUCGCCUUCGACCAUUGCCUUCGGCUCUCUCACACUUGCUCGGUAUCUCUGCGGGAAACCGCGCCGCUUCUUCGAGGAGACGGAGGAAUGUCUACAGGUCGUCGAUCUCCUGGAUCAGCGAUUGUCGCAGCACGUCAACGAGGUGUCGAAGACACUGAUCAAAAAGUACUCGUACGCUUUCUUCUCAAAGGCGUCGACAACGGUCGUGCAGUAUUACCUUGAAGGCAAGCGGUUCCACCGCCCGCCCCUUGCGACGCUCCCGAUGACGCCAAUUCGCGCUUAUACGCCCAAGACCUCGACGCCGAUGAGCGUCUCGACAACGGCUUCGGAUACGUCAGACGACAUGCCGGUGACCCCGACGAGCCCGAUGUUCUCGAGCGAUGUCUUCUCGAGCUCGAUGUUGUCGGAUGCGAUGAUGUCUGACGACAAGGAGAAUAUGCCGUCGCCGACGUUCGAACCGGUACUAAACAAGCAGUACGUGGAGCCUACACCCGAGCAGUUCCUGCCACAGGACUACCUCAAGUUCGGCCGCACCGCUCUCCACAAUCUGAACAUGACAUCACCCCGUACGGCGGCUGUCUCAUGA
This is a messenger RNA of Rhodofomes roseus, 1341 nucleotides long. RefSeq names its product cyclin. The record is from RefSeq and is a predicted model, not a curated record. NCBI's taxonomy places the organism in Eukaryota, Fungi, Basidiomycota, Agaricomycetes, Polyporales, Fomitopsidaceae. The transcript is spliced from 2 exons. Gene Ontology annotation, cellular component: cyclin-dependent protein kinase holoenzyme complex; centrosome; cytoplasm. Gene Ontology annotation, biological process: regulation of cyclin-dependent protein serine/threonine kinase activity; mitotic cell cycle phase transition. Gene Ontology annotation, molecular function: cyclin-dependent protein serine/threonine kinase regulator activity. The coding region runs from base 1 to 1341 and encodes 446 amino acids.